This is a messenger RNA of Beta vulgaris subsp. vulgaris (sugar beet), 567 nucleotides long. RefSeq lists its product as uncharacterized. Bases 1 to 567 code for a protein of 188 amino acids. The record is from RefSeq and is a predicted model, not a curated record. The transcript is spliced from 3 exons. NCBI's taxonomy places the organism in Eukaryota, Viridiplantae, Streptophyta, Magnoliopsida, Caryophyllales, Amaranthaceae.
AUGACGAGAGUUAGAUCAAAAAAAGAGAAGUUAGGUGAUAGUCCGCCAGACGUGUACAAGUACAUCAAGAAGGAGGAUUGGGUCAUUUUCAAAGAAAGGAUGAUGUCAGAUUAUGCUAUAAAAAAGCGAGAAAAGGCGCUUGAGAGCGCAAAGAAGAACACACAUCAUCACCACUUAGGUCAGAGGAGCUAUGGAGAUGCUAGAGAGUUGUGGAGGGAGGAGAAAUUCGGUCCACCUAGUUUUGAUUCUGGAUCGUCAUCUGGUACAUCAUCCUCCUCGGUGCCCUCCAGUUUUAACCGGGGUGAUGAUUGGUGGUGGGCGAUGCAUAAGAAAGAUCCUGUUACUAAACAGAGAUUUAUUCCAGCUGAGGAAACAAAGAAAGCAGCUGACAAAUACUUGGAGUACAAGGAGAAGCAAGCCAAGGGUGAGUUCGUUCCGGUUCGUAACAGAGACGCCCUGUUUAUAGCUCUUGGAGAGAAGCUAGAUCAUUCGGGUCGCUGUUAUGGUUUUGGGGGCGUGAAUGUUGGCUACACCAAGGCUUUUGGGCACGUACCUAGGCAGUAUUAG